Messenger RNA from Odobenus rosmarus divergens (Pacific walrus), 2314 nucleotides. It is a transcript of the gene NDRG4, whose product is annotated as NDRG family member 4. The transcript has 16 exons. Gene Ontology annotation, biological process: signal transduction; brain development; positive regulation of ERK1 and ERK2 cascade. Gene Ontology annotation, cellular component: cytoplasm. Bases 119 to 1234 code for a protein of 371 amino acids. NCBI's taxonomy places the organism in Eukaryota, Metazoa, Chordata, Mammalia, Carnivora, Odobenidae. The record is from RefSeq and is a predicted model, not a curated record.
CUCCCAGCUGCGCGCACCUGCACCCGCGCGUUGGCGGCCGCGACGCCGAGGCCCGGCUCCCCGCCUGCGCGUCUGUCUCGCUCACAUCACCCUCGGCCUCCUGCUCCACGACGUGACCAUGGCCGGGCUGCAGGAGCUGCGAUUCCCGGAGGAGAAGCCCCUGCUCCGGGGCCAGGAGGCCGCCGAGCUGGAGAACUCUGACGCCUUCCUCUUGGCCAUGGACACAGACUGGAAGGAACAUGACAUUGAGACACCUUACGGCCUGCUGCACGUCGUGAUCCGGGGCUCCCCCAAAGGGAACCGCCCUGCCAUCCUCACCUACCAUGACGUGGGCCUCAAUCACAAGUUGUGCUUCAACACCUUCUUCAACUUCGAGGACAUGCAGGAGAUCACCAAGCACUUCGUGGUGUGCCACGUGGACGCCCCUGGUCAGCAGGUGGGGGCGUCACAGUUUCCCCAGGGGUACCAGUUCCCCUCCAUGGAGCAGCUAGCCGCCAUGCUCCCCAGUGUGGUGCAGCACUUCGGGUUCAAGUACGUGAUUGGCAUCGGAGUGGGAGCUGGAGCUUAUGUGCUGGCCAAGUUUGCACUCAUCUUCCCCGACCUGGUGGAGGGGCUGGUGCUGAUGAACAUUGACCCCAAUGGCAAAGGCUGGAUCGACUGGGCGGCCACCAAGCUCUCCGGCCUCACCAGCACUUUACCUGACACGGUGCUAUCCCACCUCUUCAGCCAGGAGGAGCUAGUGAGCAACACAGAGUUGGUGCAGAGCUACCGGCAGCAGAUCGGGAACGUGGUGAACCAGGCCAACCUGCAGCUCUUCUGGAACAUGUACAACAGCCGCAGAGACCUGGACAUUAACCGGCCCGGAACAGUGCCCAAUGCCAAGACGCUCCGCUGCCCAGUGAUGCUGGUGGUUGGGGACAACGCGCCCGCCGAGGAUGGGGUGGUGGAGUGCAACUCCAAACUGGAUCCCACCACCACGACCUUCCUGAAGAUGGCAGAUUCCGGGGGGCUCCCCCAGGUCACACAGCCAGGGAAGAUGACUGAGGCCUUCAAAUACUUCCUGCAAGGCAUGGGCUACAUGCCCUCGGCCAGCAUGACCCGCCUCGCCCGCUCUCGUACCGCGUCGCUCACCAGUGCCAGCUCGGGGGAUGGCAGCCGCCCGCCGGCCUGCACCCACUCGGAGAGCAGUGAGGGGCUGGGCCAGGUCAACCACACCAUGGAGGUGUCCUGUUGAAGCCUGUGGCCCGGCAGAGACGCCCACCCGCCCCCGCCCGCGUCGACGUCCCACCGCCAUCCUCACGCCGGCUCAUUUUCCUUUUAGUUUAUUUUUGUGAAGGCCAAGGGGAGGAAAUGGUUUUACUUCUCUUCUGUUAAAAAGAUGAGGGGGUUCAUCCUAGAUGCUGCGGAACAGUCUCCAGAUGGUUUUGAGAGGCUCACUCCUCCCCACCCCCACCUCACUCACCUUGUUAACUUGGCUGACUUAGGCCCCCCUCUUCCAACUCCCCACAGUCAGGGCGGGGUACAGGGAGGAAGGGGAUUUGCUAAGGAGAGAGUUCGAGUCCUUCUCUGGGCAAGAUCCAGGAUAAUUUCCUAGACUGAAGAAAGCAUGGGAUGACCCCCUUGGGCAGGCAGAUUUGAAGAUGGGAUGGGGUUUUGAGGUGGUGUGUUGGGACAGCAGGUCACAAGGUCCAGCUCAGGUACGGAGGUGACAAACCAGGAGGCAGCAUUGGGGAGCACUAGGAGGCAGGAGCCCUGGAGCUCUGCAGGCCCUUUUUCUCCCCAUCUCCUCCACCAAGCACAUCUGUUUCUUUUUGCACAUGUGACAAUCAUCUGAACCAUAGCCACAAGGGGGCGCUCCUACCAGGCCGCCGUUUUCCUGGUGCUCUCUGGGCUGGCCUGGUGAUAUAGGGCCAGGCAGGCAGGGACUGAACAGGGUUUCUCUGCCCAAAGAAGACAGAACACAGAAGACCUAAGAGGCAGGAACCCCACAGACUGUCUCAGCCCACACACUCCACCACCUCCUGGCCUUGUCCCAUGUCUGAGCCAAGGCCCUGUGGUAGAAAGUUGCUUGAUCCUCUAUCUCCAUUGGGACCUGAUUUGGGGGCUGAGCUUAAAUGCUGGAACAGCCCAUGAGGGUUGGGCACACCCAAGAACCUCCUGGGUCUGCCUUCAGAACCAGGAUGUGGCUGGAGGCAGUGGUGGCUGAGAUUCCCAGUUCCAUGGAGGACAACCCAAUCAGCAGCUGUGUGUCCAAGGCCACCAGAAACAUGGUGUUGUUUCUGGUCGUGGUCAAGCUAUGCCAAUAUUUUCUGUG